AUGCGUCCCGUCGACGUUACCCCCGUGAUCGCAGAUAGACACUUAACCGCGGUUUACAAUCGCGUAAAGAUUGCCGCACUCGCGCGAUACAAAGUGCGUGAUUCGGUACGCGUGAGCAAAUUCAAGACAGUCUUUGAUAAGGGAUACACGCCGAAUUGGGCUACGGAGGUCUUUAAAAUUAUCAAAGUGCAGCAAACUAAUCCAGUGACGUAUCUAUUGGAAGUUUCUCGGGGGGAGUCUAUCGCUGGAGGCUUCUACGAAUAUGAAUUGCAUCGCGACGCUAAUCCCGACGUGCAUCUCGUCAAAAAGGUGUUGCGCAAGAGAGGGAACGAGGUUUACGUGAAAUGGUUGGGAUUUUAUAAUUCGCACAAUUCGUGGAUACAUAAAGACAAUAUGUUGUAA
Molecule: messenger RNA, 402 nt
Organism: Trachymyrmex cornetzi
Lineage: Eukaryota; Metazoa; Arthropoda; Insecta; Hymenoptera; Formicidae
Exons: 1
Coding region: 1-402 (133 amino acids)
Source: RefSeq, a predicted model, not a curated record